This is a messenger RNA of Scutellospora calospora, 1306 nucleotides long. The record is from the annotation of a GenBank genome assembly. NCBI's taxonomy places the organism in Eukaryota, Fungi, Glomeromycota, Glomeromycetes, Diversisporales, Gigasporaceae.
AUGCCAGUACCUAUCAUUGGCCGUCUAAACUUUCGUGAUUACCAGGCGUUAGUAACCGGUCUCAUUUUAUUAUUCCUCGAAAGUUUACUUCGAAUUAUCACGCUUUGUCUUCCAGCAUGUGCACUAGAGUUUUUCAAAGGACAAAGUCAAAAAUUAUUCUCAAUGCGAUAUAAGGAAACACGAACAGGUCCAGCAAAAAAUAUGCAAACUGCUAAAACUUUUCGUGAAAUGGCAGAGUAUUGGGGAUAUUUUAUGGAAGAACACAUUGUUAAAACACAAGACCACUAUAUUCUAGGAAUUCAUCGCCUACCCGAUGGAAAGUAUUCGACUAAUGAUGCUGAUUCAAAAUCCCAUAUAGAAUCUAUAUUUAAUAGAUGUGGAAUUUCUCAUUCUUUCAUUCGAAAUGAACAUUUGCGCUCUCCGAAUGGAAUAAAGCCAGUAGUUUUAUUAUACCACGGACUUAUGAUGUGUAGUGAAGUUUGGAUGUGUAAUUUAGAUGAAGAAAGAAGAUUAGCUUGUUUGUUGACAGACGCUGGCUAUGAUGUCUGGUUAGGCAACGCUCGAGGAAAUAAAUAUUCCAUGAAACAUUCUAAGCAUAAACCAAGCUCAAGAAAAUUCUGGGAUUACUCUAUGGAUGAAUUUGCACUAUAUGAUUUACCAGAUACUAUUGACUAUAUCCUUGAGACAACCGGUGCACCUUCUCUUACAUACAUUGGAUUUUCUCAAGGAUCAGCGCAAGCUUUCGCUGCUCUUUCAAUUAAUCCAAAACUAAACAAAAAAGUUAACCUUUUUGUUGCCUUGGCACCAGCUACUAGUCCUAAAGGUUUACAAAAUCCAAUUGUUGAUGCUUUCAUUAAAGCAUCUCCUAAUAUUGUAUAUCUCUUUUUUGGACGCAAGGCAUUUCUUACUAUGACAAUGUUUUGGCAGAAAGUUCUUUCACCCCCAAUUUACACAAAACUCCUUGAUACAUGUAUGAAAUUCCUCUUUGGUUGGUCGGGAAAUAACAUGACUGAAGAACAAAAAGCUGUAUCGUAUUACCAUCUGUAUAAUUUUACAAGCGUUAAAAGCUUAGUGCAUUGGUUUCAAAUAAUUCGUGCCAACAGAUUCCAAAUGUAUGACGAAUUACCACCAUAUUCAUCACCUACUGCUAUGGGCCAUUGUUGUCACAAAUUUCCCACCGAGCAGAUCAAAACACCUAUUAGUGUGUUUUAUGGAGGAAGUGACAGUUUGAUAAAAUUAGAAGUUCUUCUUAAACAACUACCUAGACCGGUAUUUGUUAAGGAAGUGCAACCUUAUGAACAUUUGG